Dalotia coriaria is the source of this 4416-nucleotide messenger RNA. RefSeq lists its product as uncharacterized. Bases 962 to 4015 code for a protein of 1017 amino acids. The transcript has 6 exons. Gene Ontology annotation, molecular function: ubiquitin protein ligase activity. Gene Ontology annotation, biological process: ubiquitin-dependent protein catabolic process. The record is from RefSeq and is a predicted model, not a curated record. Lineage: Eukaryota; Metazoa; Arthropoda; Insecta; Coleoptera; Staphylinidae.
UGUAGGAAAAAUAAUCAAAUCACUUUUGAAAAAACAAAAGUUGCUUAGGCUGAAAACAAAAUUUGUUUGUUUGAGAAACGAAAAAAGACUGUCACUUGCCAAAGUUCAAUUCUACACUUAAUUUCUUAGUAAGUCAACGCAAUUGUCGAAAAUAUCAACAUUUCUAAACCUUAUUAUCCUCUAAUCUAACAUUUCAAAGUUUAGUUUAGUCACAGUUGUCUACCUUUUGCGCAUGUGCAUUGAAACCAGUUUCAAUUUUGUUGUGAAUAACCUAACUUCCAAAACCGGCAAGCAUCGUGAAUUCAAGUCGGCUGUGGACAAAGCCCGCCGUGGUUCCCGUAGGAAUCAUGUCGAGCAACGUUAUUGCAAAGCGUGAAAACGACGUAAAAGAUGACAAUCUCUUCAUCGCCUUCCUCGAAGAAUACGAACGACAGCCUGCCAUCGAUGUAGUUUAUUUGAAACGCGAACGAUUCGAACGUCUGCAUCGCAUCGUGGUUAAAUUACUCUUUCUGGGCAAUUUUAAAAAAUGUUGGCAUGUUACCGCGUUCAUGUACAAUAUGUUCGAUUCAGAUGAAUACAAAGAUGAGUAUAUUGAUGCAUCUCCUGAAGAUGUCAUCACAUAUUUUGAAAUUAUCUUGGCAUUAUGUGCAUUUAAAUCUCAGACAGAGUUGUUAAGAUGUGUAGAGUUUUGUCAAAGUGUUCUGGAAGACUAUGGACUUGUUUAUCCAAUGUUGUAUUCAAUUUUAGCAGGGUGUUACCUCAAAUUGAAAUGCAAAGAACAAGCUGCAGAAGUAAUUGUUUCUGGUUUAGAUUUUAUAAUUACUAAUUUUCAACUUAUUGAGAGCACAAAACAAAAGUUGCAACAGGAGCAGACGUUUUUACUGUUAGAAACUUUGGUGAGAAUUCCCCAAGACACAUAAUUUUUGCUUUGUAUGCUUAUGGCAAACUAAUCAAGUUAAACAUGGAGAAACAAGUGAGAAGUUUCUGUAAAGAGUAUUCUAUGGAGACUGAACACUAUGCUUUGAAUAUGCUUUUAAGUAUAACCAACUUUGAUGGUUGUUGUUUUGGAUCACAAGUCAAUGAGGCACUGAGAUAUCAACAACUCAUUUUAAGUAUUGAUUCAGAACCCAGUUUGAAGCAGUAUUUAUGUGAAUUGAGCCCUGAUUGUAAUGGAUGCUGCAGGCAGGAUCAUGUGCCUACACAUUGUACUCUUCAGCCAGUUGUAGUAAAUUACUCUGGAAUGAAUGGCAUGAUUUAUGUGAAUUCUUUCCAUGAAGUGCCUUUCGUUUUCCACCGGUUUUUGAUUUUGACAAACUGGAACCGCCGUUGUAUCAUGCGCAACCUGAUACAUCUUCUACAUAAAAUUAAUUUUAUGGUAUUUAGAGUGAGGAAACCCAAGAUAACUUUAAGAAUUGGAAAGCCCUAUGGUGUUCAUCACAUGAAUCCCUUGACACGUUGCGAGAAUAAAGUAGUAAAAAUGUUUCAACAAGUAUUAUCACCGCUGUUGAAGCAAUUCAGUAAGCAUGUACUUAUUGAAGGCGAAAUGGGCGCGUUGUAUUUACAAGUAUUAGAAGCUGAAACCGCUGCGAAUCGGCUUUAUGACAAAAUGGACGCGACAAAUAUGCAUCUAAUGGCGAUUCGGAACCAAUACGACAUGGAAAUUCACGGACGCAACUCAAAGCAUGCCGUCAGCUACAUUAAGAAACAAAUUGAUAUUCUAUGCAGAUGUGUGCGACAAUGGCGAUUGUUUGCGCAGCAAACCGUAGGCGAAGUGCAUUUUCAAUGUUUUCCCGAUGAUUACCACGAUGGAACACUUGCAUUAAAAGAAUGGGUCACUGCCACACAUCAGAAUUAUAUCCAACAUGCGCAGAAUCACGCAGUGGAAGAAAAUCAAAACUUUCGCAAAGAUAUUAACAGGCCAUGCGGUGGGCAUAUUUGUGAAUGUGAAUUGGACAGAAUACGUCAACACCAUUAUAAUAUGGGUAACGGUGAUGGUGUAUUAUGCUGUGGCAGAUAUUUAGCAAUACCUAUUGGGAAGAAUACCCGCGCUGUUAAGGAAACUCAAACAAAUUACAGCAAGUCUUCCUGCCGUACCAAACAAACCCAGACUGAUAAACAUAAUCCCGAAGAGCAGAACUUCCAGAAACAUAUUAAUAUGUUAGAAUCGGCGCUCACUAAAAAAGUAGCUGAACUUGAAGGGAAAAUUCUAGAACUUCAAGAAGCUAGAAAAGAUUUAGGUGACAAUCAGAACAAAACUCUCAAAGCGCUCAAGAGAGAAUUAAGUCAAGCAAAACGAACUAUUCUCGAGAAGAAUAAAGAUAUUCAGUAUCAAAAACACCAAAUUGAACAACUUCAAAACAAUUUAUCAAAAUUGAACAAAUCGUAUUCACACGUUGUUAAACCACCGGAUGAUUUAACAAAACCAGUCUGCAGUAAAUCAGUGAUUAAAGAGAACGAAAAAUUACAAGUUUUGAAUGCGAAUUUAUCCGCGGAGAACGCAAACUUGCAGCGACAACUCAACGAAAUGACUGAUGAAUUCGACAGGAUGAAAGCACGCCGUGAUGCUCUUAUUGACACCAAUGAAGAAGUACAAUUACUAUAUAAAGAAAAAUCCGAGCAAUAUGACGAGUUAUACGACAGAAUUUCUUGCCUCAAGAAUGAAUACAACGACAAAUUUAAGACUGAGCAAGACAAAGUCAUCGAUAUGCAGAAUGUGAUCAUAAAUGGAAUAGAAGAAUUCAUAAAUUUGCUAAUCGCUAAGAUAUCACAAUACAAAGUGCGUUGUGAACGUAUGCAUGAGGAACUCACGCAUUACUUUUACACCUGCAAUCCGAAUUUGAAUAUAAAACAAAUGUGCGAAGCGAAUCAAUUGUUUCUUACUUCGGUAGUGGCUAAACUCGAACGGAACGUAUCGUUGUUACUUUUGGCAAAAGAUUGUGUUACCAGAAGUGAAAAUCGAAGAGAUACCAGUAUGAUUCAGCAUAAAGUGAUUGCCAUCAACUGGAAGGAUUUGAUUGUUUACACGGAUGAGUUUUGCACGACGUUGUUCAAUCAGUAUUUGUUGACUGUCAAUGCGAUGAUGCCAGUACAUUCAGCGCUGAGUAACGCACUUUUGGAUAAUGCGCGUUUGAUAAGUCAGAGUUUAAUGGAUCAGGAUAAGAUAUACCGACCUCAGGAUACCAGAAGAGUUUAUAAUACUGCUAUAUCUAAAGUUCCACAACCAAACCUUGGUCCUGUCGGCUCCAAUCGUCCGCUGUCUUCGAUGUCUAAUUAUUCAAAGGUUUCCAGGGCACCGUCGCCUGAAAUUGAUGAUCCUUCCACGAAGAAUAUUUUAUCGCAGAUUGCGCACGCUGUGAAUUAUCCAACGAAUAUAACGUUGGGGAAUAAUCGUGGUGUUGAUAUGAAUGGAGGUGCUGUGAGAAGACCUGCGACAAAUCUAAGUUCGACUAGUUCCAGUCCUGUUUAUAAUGCUAGUACAAAUCCGGCGGUGUUUCGCCAGAGGAGUGUGGAAGCUCCAAGAGUGGAUCGGGCUAUGAAGGAGAAUUAUAACUGGAAUCAACAGUCGCAGUAUAUUCCGUCGAAUGUGUCUGUAUCGCCUAAUCCUGGAUCUUCUUCGGAAUCGACGGUUUUUAUGGGGAAAUAUCGCGAUAUUUAUCUGGCAGUGAAGAAACGAUUUCCUAACGCGUUGAUGAAUGAUUUGAUCAAUGCGUUGAAUUUCUUGAAAGCGAUGAAUGUUAAUUUGCAUAAGAUAUCCAUGGAGACUAUCUUUGAUAAUGUUGGGAAUUAUAUCGAGCAUCAGAUGCAAUUGCGUCUGCAAAACUGUGAAGCUGCCGAAGAAAUACCUCCCAGAGCAGUUGCGACUGAUGAAUUUUGUUCGAUUUGUUUUGAAAAGAUGAACUCGAUGCCAAGUGUAACGUUGAAGUGUUCUCACAUUUUCCAUGAAAAGUGUGUGUCUUUGUGGCUGCGCCAAAACACGGCCUGUCCCAUUUGCCGCAAGUUUACUAUCAUGGAAUGAUCUGUUUUUUUUUUAAUUGACUCAUAGGUUUAGUUGUGAAUCUCUCACGCGCCAUACUCAUAUAUAGUUCAGUAUUAAUAUUAUAAUUGUGACAUUUUUGUCAUGUUACCAAAGUUCUAAUCUUUAUUUUAUGGUUGUCGCAAUUAUUCUGCUUCAAGUUGCGAGUUUUGUUUUUGUGUUUGGUUGUUUAAGUCAGAAUUGGUGAUUUUUCUUUUAUUAGUCGUUGGUUUUGAGCCAUUGAAAGAAUAUGUUUUAAGUUUAUGUUGAGUGUAUGCAGGAAUCUUACACUUUUGGAUAUUUAGGAUGGAAGAAUUCCUAUUUAUUAUGUUAUAUUUUUAAAGUUACAAGUUUAUAUUAUGGUAAAUGUACCGUUAUUUUUAUAAAUAAAGACUAUAUGGAAA